Messenger RNA from Cryptococcus deneoformans JEC21, 539 nucleotides. Its product is annotated as Sm-like protein, putative. Gene Ontology annotation, biological process: mRNA splicing, via spliceosome; P-body assembly. The record is from RefSeq and is a predicted model, not a curated record. Bases 72 to 359 code for a protein of 95 amino acids. Gene Ontology annotation, cellular component: precatalytic spliceosome; U6 snRNP; P-body. The transcript is spliced from 4 exons. Lineage: Eukaryota; Fungi; Basidiomycota; Tremellomycetes; Tremellales; Cryptococcaceae. Gene Ontology annotation, molecular function: RNA binding.
UUGAUUUGGGCAUUGAAAGAGAGUCUUCGCCUAUAUCCUUAGAUCGAGACCAUCCCACGAAUCAUAUAAAGAUGGACGCCGUGGUCAAUUCUCAAAUUCAAGAGCCUCUAGACCUCGUCAAGCUUGCCCUCGGAGAGCGUGUUUUGAUUAAGCUUAGAGGUGACAGAAUAGUCACUGGUGUUCUUCACGCUUAUGACGCCCACAUGAACGUUGUCAUCUCUCAAGCAGAGGAAUCCAUCCAUGUUGUCGACGUGACCGAAGAAGGACAGCCCUUACCACCUAGGAUCGAGAGACGGACUGCCGAGAUGUUGUUCGUUCGAGGAGACGGUGUGAUUCUCCUUUCACCGGCAGAGCAAUAAGAUGGUUGUAGCUCGAGACGGUGAUGCAGAUAUACCCAUAUAUAAAACGAAUAUGCCAUAAAUUCAUUAGAGUGAAUGUCCAAGUAAAGUGUGCUAAUGUCUUACAGCUACAACCGGCUGCCUGAGCUUCAAUUGUCUACGGGUGUCUAUAUACAGCUAUGAAGCCCCCUUCAAUAACGG